Molecule: messenger RNA, 3323 nt
Organism: Benincasa hispida (wax gourd)
Lineage: Eukaryota; Viridiplantae; Streptophyta; Magnoliopsida; Cucurbitales; Cucurbitaceae
Biological process (GO): proteolysis
Molecular function (GO): serine-type peptidase activity; dipeptidyl-peptidase activity
Source: RefSeq, a predicted model, not a curated record
UCCCCAUUUAAGAAUUUUGAUGGGUUUUGUUUACUAUUCGCCAUGGAUGAUCAUCAAUGAUUCUUUUUGUUUUUGCUCUUCGAACCAGAACGACAAAACCCUCUUUCCCACAAUUCUGUUUGGAACUGGAAUACUGCUUUUUCCCAUUACUUUUCAUUCACUAGAAGAAAGUGUUCUUCAAUCUGUUCUCAAAGUCAAGUGGGUUAUUUUCACUUCAACACAUGCGAUUACGAGUUCCCCUGUGGAUGUUUGUGUUUUGUGUUUGAUCAAUAAGACUUGGAAACUUUACACUGUUUCGAAUCAUGGGUUUCUUGUUCUUCCUCGAAUUGUAGGUUCUGAAUUUGGGAGGUCAAACGUUUAGCCCAAAAUAUCUCAGUUUCCGAUCUCUUUUUUUCUUUUGGGAAAUUGCUUGUUUCGUGGAAUCUGGUCCUGAUUCUUAAUUUUGGAAUCCGAAUUCUCAUCGCUUUAGUGGUCGAUCGUUUUCGUCUGCUUUCUCAGGUCUGGUUGAUUUGUUUGAGUCGAGGCCUUGAUAAAAAAGUGCUUCUUACUUUUGAUGUCGAGUUUCUGAUUUUAUCAUUCAUUCCAAAGAUUCUUAUUCGUAGUGGAUUUUGGUCUACUGAAAAGGUGUUGAGUGAACUUUCAUUGCAUUUGAUUGGAUCCCGUGGGUGAUUCAUUAUCCUUAUGAUUAUUCGAGUUUCUUAAAAUGUUUUGGAGAAUCAUGUUCCAUCUGAAACUGAUUUUUGUUAAGGUUGGUUGUAAUCCAGUAUGUUCGGUGUAAUGCAAUCAGUUGACGAGGACGGUAAGCAAAAGAAUUUGAAGCGUUCAAGGCCACUUUCAAACAACAUGACGGUCACUAACUCUAGUGUUGCUCAGAGUUUGGAUGACUCUUUCCUCUUCCCAGUUGAAGAGAUUGUACAAUACCCAUUGCCAGGAUAUGUUGCGCCCACUUCAAUAACUUUCAGUCCAGAUGAUAGUUCUGUCACUUACUUGUUUAGUCCUGAUAGCACUUUGAAUAAGAAGGUUUUUGCUUUUGAUAUCAAAACUGGCAAACAGGAGUUGAUUUUCAGUCCUCCUGAUGGUGGGCUGGAUGAGUGUAAUAUUUCUCCAGAAGAGAAGCUGAGGAGAGAAAGAUUGAGGGAACGUGGUUUAGGUGUAACUCGGUAUGAAUGGGUGAAAACAAGCGCCAAAAGGAAAGCAAUUAUGGUGCCUCUGCCUGCUGGGAUUUAUAUUCAAGAUUUUUGUGGCUCAACCCCAGAGCUUAAGCUUUCCAGUAAACCUUCUUCACCGAUCAUGGAUCCACAUCUCUCACCAGAUGGGUCCAUGCUUGCAUUUAUUAAAGAUGGGGAGCUUCAUGUCAUGAAUCUUUCAUACAAUGAAGUGAGACAGUUGACUGUUGGUGCUAACAGAAACAUUACGCAUGGACUUGCAGAAUAUAUUGCUGAGGAGGAAAUGGAUCGGAAAAAUGGGUACUGGUGGUCGCUAGACAGCAAGUAUAUUGCGUUUACACAAGUUGAUACUUCAAAGAUCCCUCCGUUUAGAAUCAUGCAUCAAGGUAAAAGCUCCGUUGGUUCGGAUGCACAAGAAGACCAUGCUUAUUCUUUUGCAGGAACUUCCAAUGCUGUUGUUCGACUCGGUGUUGUCUCUGUUGCUGGAGGCCCGAUUACUUGGAUGGAUCUUCUUUGUGGAGAAACAGAUGAAGAGGAAUAUCUGGCCCGAGUCUGUUGGAUGCAUGAAAAUAUUCUCAUCGCUCAGAUUCUGAAUAGGUUACAUACCAAGCUGAAAAUUCUCAGGUUUGAUAUCAAGUCAGGGGAGAGAAAAGUUUUGCUGGUUGAAGAAGAAGAUUCAUGGAUUAACUUACAUGAUUGUUUCACACCACUAGACAAAAGUAUCAGCAAAUAUUCUGGGGGAUUUAUAUGGGCAAGUGAAAAAACUGGAUUUAGACAUCUUUAUCUGCAUGAUGGCCAUGGGACGUGCUUGGGGCCACUCACUGAAGGUGACUGGAUGGUCGAACAAAUUGCUGGUGUAAAUGAAGCAACCGGGCUAGUUUAUUUUACUGGAACUCUUGAUGGGCCUCUUGAAUCUCAUCUUUACUGUACCAAACUAACUACUGCCGGGAACACACCAUUGGAGCCACCAAUUAGACUGACUCAUGGCAAGGGAAAACAUGUCGUUGUACUCGAUCAUCGUAUGGGAAGUUUUAUCGACAUUCACGAUUCCCUCAAUUCUCCCCCAAGGGUGUUGCUCCGUUCCUUGAAAGAUGGAAGUGUCAUUUUGCCAAUUUAUGAGCAAACACUUACAAUUCCAAGGAUUGAAAGGCUUCAUCUUGAGCCUCCAGAGAUUGUUGAGGUACAGGCUUCUGAUGGGACAUUGCUCUAUGGAGCUUUAUACAAGCCUAGUGAGACGAUAUUUGGACCGCCACCGUACAAGACUAUGUUCAUUGUGUAUGGUGGUCCAAGUGUACAACUAGUCUGCGAUUCGUGGAUCAAUACGGUGGACAUGAGAGCUCAGUAUCUGCGUAGUAGAGGAAUCUUAGUGUGGAAGUUAGACAACAGAGGAACCGCUCGACGCGGACUGAAGUUUGAAGCUUCUCUGAAAUACAAUAUUGGCUAUAUCGAUGCAGAUGAUCAAGUGGUUGGAGCGAAAUGGCUCAUCAGACAGGGUCUAUCAAGAGCUGGAGAGAUUGGUUUAUAUGGAUGGAGCUAUGGUGGCUUUCUGUCGGCAACGAGUUUGGCCCGGUAUCCAGAUAUCUUCCGAUGUGCAAUAUCCGGUGCGCCUGUUACGUCUUGGGAUGGGUACGACACGUUCUACACAGAAAAGUACAUGGGAUUACCGACUCGAGAUCCAGAAACUUACGAACGAAGCUCAGUGAUGCAUCAUAUAGACAAGAUGACUGGGAGUCUACUGCUUGUGCAUGGGAUGAUUGAUGAGAAUGUACAUUUCAGGCAUACAGCAAGGCUUGUGAAUGCACUCAUAUCGGCUGGAAAGAUGUAUGAGCUACUGAUAUUCCCAGACGAACGACAUAUGCCUCGUCAGCAUCGAGAUCGUAUCUACAUGGAAGAAAGAAUCUGGGAAUUCAUCAAGAGGAACUUGUGAGGUAAGCUUAUUUUUGUUCAUAAUCUUUGUUAUUUAUUAGUGGUUUUGGAAUAAAUGAUGUUUAAUCCCAUGAAACCUCCACAGUUUUUCCCAAUGUCAAAUAUUUUAUGAUAGUUUAGUUUCUUUCUUAGAUUUGUAUGGAAUGGAAAUCACUCCUCUUGCUGGGAUUCCCCUCCCCCAAUUUAACCUCUAUUUUUUAAUCUUUUUUCAAUUUGGUCCUUCUUUUAUUA